AGGAGGAGGGGGGAGUGAGGCUCUUCUCCUCUCCCUCUAAGAGCAUUAACUGUAGAGUGUUCUGCUAGUGACAGGGCUGUCAGGGUCAGAUGGCUGCUCAGCCUGAUUAGACCAGCUCACAGCAGAUCCUCUGCACAGCACACUGCACCGCUACAGCAAGGCAGAGCCACAAAUUGGCACGUACAGUACACACAUCGCAGUGGUUACUAUGAGGCAGGGGGUGCAGGGAGAGGUGGAUAGUUCAGUGCUGUAGUGGGGCAGAGCAACAGGUUGUUGCACAAAGACUUUUUUCUGACGGUUGACUACCAGGCAUUUCAGUUUCUAGAGGCAGAAGAAGACUAAAAGCAGGUGGACUUUACUGAGGCAGAAGAACUGAAGUGUAUACUAUGGUUGGAGAUGACAUUGAAUAGCAGAAUCGCUGGUUGAUGGAGUUUGUGCGGCGGAGUGGUGACUACUGCCAUGCCCAACACCAUUAAGGCCUCUCUGGGAUGAAGCUCCACCAUGCAGUCCUGCGGCCCCGAAACCUGAAAAGACCAUUGGCCCUUGCCCUCUGAAGCUCAUGGGGUAACACGUGGAGCCUCGACACUGGAAGCUAACUGGAGAGAGAAGGAAAGAGAGACAAAGAGACAAAGAGACUAAGAAAGAAGGACUGAAGUGACAAUCGGACAGAUAAAAACACACAGAGAGUUGACACACUGUAGCUUCCUGGACUAUAGGAUACAGUCAACUGAUGGAGUAAAACUGUACUCACAAGACAACAGGACAAAUUGGGAAAAUACCUUAAAGGCUAUAAACAGUCUCCCAACAGGAAGUUCAAAAACAGACAGAUAGUCCAGAGUCACCUGGAGACCUGAUAUAAGACACAGCAGCUACCUGCUGCAGCUGGAGCUAAAGGUCAGAGGUCAUCCUAGGAUAUCAAAGGUUAAACCAGCCAUCAUGAACCGUCCAGCUCCUGUAGAACUGUGCCACAAGAACAUGAGAUUCCUCAUCACUCACAACCCCACAGACAGCACACUGACCUCCUUCAUAGAGGACCUAAAGCGCUUCGGUGCCACCACAGUUGUUCGAGUCUGUGAUAUCACCUAUGAUAAAACACCGUUGGAGAAAGAAGGCAUUACUGUGGUGGAUUGGCCGUUUGAUGAUGGAGCCCCGCCCCCCACUAAGCUGGUUGAUGAUUGGCUGAGUCUGCUGAAGAAUAACUUUCUGGAGGAUCCAGGAUGCUGUGUGGCUGUCCACUGUGUGGCGGGACUGGGGAGGGCUCCUGUGCUGGUUGCUCUGGCUUUGAUAGAGAGCGGAAUGAAGUAUGAAGAUGCUAUUCAACUCAUCAGACAGAAGCGUCGUGGAGCCAUCAACAGUAAACAGCUAACAUACUUGGAGAAAUAUCGAUCCAAGCAUAGACUCCGCUUCAAAGACUCUCAUGCACACAAGAACAAGUGUUGCACAAUGUGAACACACACACACACACACAUACACACACACACACACACACACCCACACACACACCCUCAGACAUCUUGUACCCCUCAACAAAUGCUCUCAGGAAUCCAACCAUAAAAGCCUUGUGUCACUGUCACAAACACUAAAUUAAACCUGGGAAUCUUUGACAGCAGCUUUAUUAGAACUCAUCUUUGUUCCCUUGUUUGUGAGGAUUUCUUGUCUCUUACAUAUUAUUUUAUUGCUGUGUUUGCUUCAUAAUAUACAUUACAUUGAAGAAAAAUGGCAAAACUGGGCGAGAAAAUCACAUGAAAAAGUUUUUGGGCAAAUUGUUAAGGUAUAUUUGCUCUAGUAGAUAGUUCUGGGAAAGACAGAAAGUUGGGUGAGGGAUAAUGUGUUUCAACAAAAUGAAUCCAUGGUGUGCUCCUAUGGGGUCACCUGGGGAGAUUUGGGGUUGCUAAUUUAUUAAGAUAUACCUGAUCUAUUGGCCUUCAAAACGUCCGAUUAUACCAGAUAUUUUGUGAAGACACUUUUGAGUUUUCACAAUUUUGUACAGAUGUUCCAUAUGUUUAAACUUUCUCCAUGAUCACGGUAAGGACAUGCAGUAUUUCUGUGAGAGUUUCUUUGAGAUUUUAAAAUAUGUUGGGAAACAUAACACACUGAAACUAAGGAUUAAAAUAAUUUUAGCAGCUCAGUGUUUUUACUGUAAAUAAGAAUCAACACUCUAAGUUGACCCACUCUUUUACAUUAUUCCUGUUGGUGUCUGUUCUCAGUUUAACUGGAGAUAUAAGGGCUCAUUGUCAUCCCAGAAUUUUCUGCCAUUUGUCUACAAAAACAUAGUAAACAUAAAGCCUUCAUUUGGUUUUGUCACAGUUGCCGUUUUAAUAUUACUCUAUUGUGCUCAAGUUAUGUGUUUACAUAUCAGUGUGUGUAUUAUAUUAUGCUCUGUUUACUGACACUCACAGAAGUAAACAACUGAUUUGAAGCCAAGGUUAAAGUACAUAUGUAUUAUAAGAAAGGAAAUGUUAAUAAUUUUACAGUAAUGAUACAUUACACAUAUUCUAAAAUGACGGGGAAAUGUAAACUAGUUGUAAAUAAUAUGAAAUGAGGUAUCACUAUUUAUCACUUUUAUUCUCCUAGAGGUCAUGGCAAACCACUCCUCCCAUUCAUUGACUACAAAAAAUAUCAAUUAAAAUUGAAUCAUUGCAGGUAUUCCAAAACAUUUAUUUUAAUCUGUCUGUGUCAGAGAGGAACUUUCCUCUUUUUCAGCAGUCGAUUACACAAUAUCAAUUAAU
Molecule: messenger RNA, 2729 nt
Organism: Cottoperca gobio
Lineage: Eukaryota; Metazoa; Chordata; Actinopteri; Perciformes; Bovichtidae
Product: protein tyrosine phosphatase type IVA 3
Exons: 7
Coding region: 937-1449 (170 amino acids)
Biological process (GO): protein dephosphorylation
Source: RefSeq, a predicted model, not a curated record